Oncorhynchus gorbuscha (pink salmon) is the source of this 991-nucleotide messenger RNA. Its product is annotated as periostin-like. NCBI's taxonomy places the organism in Eukaryota, Metazoa, Chordata, Actinopteri, Salmoniformes, Salmonidae. Gene Ontology annotation, cellular component: extracellular matrix. Gene Ontology annotation, biological process: cell adhesion; extracellular matrix organization. The annotation marks the transcript as partial. Gene Ontology annotation, molecular function: cell adhesion molecule binding. The record is from RefSeq and is a predicted model, not a curated record. The transcript is spliced from 7 exons.
UUGAGAGAGUUAAAUAAGGAGGGGGGUGGUGUAAAGAGUAAAAAACCUCCCACUCCUGUGAGCGCUCCUCUUUCUCCUGUGCAUUUCGGAGUGGAGUGAGUGUGUGUGACCAACUCUGGAGAGAAACAGACAGACGACCUGAGGAUGAAGCUAGUGUUUGUGGCUGUGUUCGCGCUCUGUACGCUCAGCUCUGUGGAUAGAGUGGAUUCUUCAGCCUACGACAAGAUUGUGACACACAGUCGUAUCCGGGCCAGACUCCAGGGACCCAAUGUGUGUGCCAUGCAGCAGGUGAUGGGGACCAAGAAGAGGAAGUACUUCAGCACAUGUAGGACCUGGUAUAAAGGCUCUAUCUGUGGGAAGAAGACGAUGGUUGUCUAUGAGUGCUGUCCAGGCUACAUGAAGCUGGAAGGCAUGAAAGGAUGCCCUGCAGUGGCUCCUAUAGACCAUGUGUAUGGCACAUUGGGCCUGGUGAAGGCUAGGACAACCCAGAAGUACUCAGCCCUCUCUAAGCUGAGGGAAGAGAUUGAAGGGAAGGGAUCGUUCACUAUGUUUUCCCCUAGUGACGAAGCCUGGGACCUGCUGGACCCUGAGGUGCUUGGUGCCUUGGUGAGCAACGUGAACAUUGAGCUGUACAACGCCCUGCACUAUCACAUGGUCAACCAUCGCAUGCUAACGAAAGACCAGUAUCUUUGUAGUGACUGGAUCGUCACGGUGAACUGCGCCAGGAUUAUCCAUGGUAACCAGGUGGCUACCAAUGGAGUGGUUCAUGUCAUCGACCGUGUCAUCACUAACGUGGUCAACACCAUACAGGACGCCCUGGGAGUUGAUGACGACCUCUCCUCCUUCAGCGCUGUAGCUUUGGCCUCAGGUGUGAUGGAAAAACUGGGCCAGCCAGGUCACUUCACCCUGUUCGCUCCCACCAAUGAUGCCUUCAACAACCUUGAGGCCGGCUUCCUGGAACGCAUUAUGGGAGACAAUGCUGUUAUCGCAG